UUCAUUAGCUUGCCCUGAACAAUCUGAAGCGGUGCGUACUCUCUGCUCCAGCGCCGGCACCGCUCUUAAACGCCGUCAAUGUCAACAGGCUCAGAUUUCUCUCUCGCUAUGUCUUGAUUCUCACUCAAAUCCCUAACGAGUUCGCUAGCACCGUUGAGGAAGGGAGGAUGUUCAAGGCUUUGAUCCUUGAUGCACCAAACCUCUUCCCCAAGCUUAUGCCGGCUAUUAAGAGUAUUCAACUUGUUGAAGGCAAUGGUGGCCCCGGAAGCAUUCAAAAGAUCACCAUUGUUGAAGGUGAUAGCAUCAAAUAUGUGAAGCAUAGAAUUGAUGCCAUAGACAAAGAGAAUUUGAUAUAUAAUUAUGCAGUGAUCGAGGGCGAUGCUAAGCCGGAAAUGCUGGAAUUGGUUUCACAUGAGAUCAAGAUUGAACCUAGCAAAGAGGGUGGUUGCAAGAUCAAGAAUGUUAGCAAGUAUUAUCCCAAAAAAGGGUUUGAGAUCAAAGAAGAGGAUUUGAAGGAUGCCAGGGAGGAAGCAUUGGUUAUUCUCAAGGUAGUUGAUGCAUAUCUUGUGGCUAAUCCAAAAGCCUAUGCUUGAAGUUAUCUUAAAUUAUCUUAAGAGGAAGCUUUCAGCUUAAUAAGCUAUAAGCUAUAGUUUACUUUGAAGCCAAUUAUGAUAUGGCUAAUAAUAAGACUUAAUUGUGUUUGUUUUCUGUUUAUUGGGGUUUGAUGGUUAUGAUACCCUAAAAUUUAUUGCUA
This is a messenger RNA of Trifolium pratense (red clover), 754 nucleotides long. Its product is annotated as major allergen Pru ar 1-like. The coding region runs from base 168 to 593 and encodes 141 amino acids. Gene Ontology annotation, biological process: defense response; abscisic acid-activated signaling pathway. The transcript is spliced from 3 exons. Gene Ontology annotation, cellular component: nucleus; cytoplasm. Gene Ontology annotation, molecular function: signaling receptor activity; protein phosphatase inhibitor activity; abscisic acid binding. The record is from RefSeq and is a predicted model, not a curated record. Lineage: Eukaryota; Viridiplantae; Streptophyta; Magnoliopsida; Fabales; Fabaceae.